Messenger RNA from Seminavis robusta, 345 nucleotides. NCBI's taxonomy places the organism in Eukaryota, Bacillariophyta, Bacillariophyceae, Naviculales, Naviculaceae. The record is from the annotation of a GenBank genome assembly.
AUGGCAGCAUGUUUUGUGGCCGGUGAUAGCGACCUGAAAAGACGACGGUUCCAAGUUUUGCAUCUUUCCGCCUACGGACGGUACGGUACAGUACAGUUUAGUCAGUGUUCUGUGCACCAUGCUACGCUGUACUCGUACAGUACCAGGUACCUGCUACCUGUAACCAACAAAAAAGAGAGCAGGUAUACCUGCGGUGAAACAGCAAGCUGCCCAACAACAACAUUUUCACAAGAUGCUAAAAGCAACAUUGGUUCGCUUUCCCUCUCCCAAGUACUUGCCCCCUGCUUGGACAGCAAUAGCCUUGCCAUAGUUGUCCUCAGAGACACCCCUACCAGUUUGGUUUAG